UCUGCGCAGGGUGAAUUUGGACCAAUAAGCGAAAAGCAUGGAGCAGUGGGGGCGGGACUAGUGGACAGUGCAGAUUGUGUGUGAAAAGUGUAUGAGAAACAGGAGCAGAGGAGCGGGUAGUACGGUGAGCUGUUUAUAACCUCGCCAAAAUGACCAAACUUGGCUUCUUACGUUUGUCCUACGAGAAACAGGACACACUGUUAAAGCUGCUCAUUCUGUCUAUGGCUGCAGUCCUGUCAUUUUCCACCAGACUGUUCUCUGUGCUGAGAUUUGAAAGUGUUAUCCAUGAGUUUGAUCCGUAUUUCAACUACCGUACCACCCGCUUCCUGGCAGAAGAAGGAUUUUAUAAGUUUCACAACUGGUUUGAUGACCGGGCAUGGUACCCUCUUGGAAGGAUCAUUGGUGGAACUAUCUAUCCAGGACUGAUGAUCACCUCGGCCGUCCUGUACCACGUUCUACACUUUUUUCACAUCACCAUCGACAUCCGCAAUGUCUGUGUCUUCCUCGCUCCUUUGUUUUCCUCCUUCACUGCAAUUGUCACAUACCACCUGACCAAGGAGCUGAAGGAUGCAGGAGCUGGUCUUCUUGCAGCAGCCAUGAUUGCUGUGGUGCCUGGUUACAUCUCACGUUCUGUUGCUGGUUCCUAUGAUAAUGAAGGUAUUGCCAUCUUUUGUAUGCUGUUGACCUAUUACAUGUGGAUCAAGGCUGUCAAAACUGGCUCUGUGUACUGGUCCUCCAUGUGUGCUCUUGCAUACUUCUACAUGGUUUCGUCAUGGGGUGGCUAUGUUUUUCUGAUAAAUUUGAUCCCCCUUCAUGUCCUGGUUUUGAUGCUGACUGGACGAUUCUCCCACCGCAUCUAUGUGGCUUACUGCACCGUGUACUGUCUCGGCACAAUUCUUUCCAUGCAGAUUUCUUUCGUAGGCUUCCAGCCAGUGCAGUCAUCAGAACACAUGGCUGCUUUUGGGGUGUUCGGUUUAUGCCAAAUUCAUGCCUUUGUGGAUUACCUGCGGAGUAAACUCAACGCACAGCAGUUUGAGGUUCUGUUCAAGAGCGUCAUCUCCCUGGUGGGCUUCAUCCUGCUUUCAGUGGGAGCUGUCUUGAUGCUGACUGGAAAAAUCUCUCCAUGGACUGGCCGUUUCUACUCUUUGCUUGACCCCUCGUAUGCCAAGAACAACAUUCCCAUCAUUGCCUCAGUCUCUGAACAUCAGCCCACAACCUGGUCCUCCUACUACUUUGAUUUGCAGCUGUUGGUGUUUAUGUUUCCAGUUGGGCUGUACUACUGUUUCAACAACCUGUCGGACGCAAGGAUUUUCAUCAUCAUGUAUGGAGUGACCAGCAUGUACUUCUCAGCCGUCAUGGUGCGUUUAAUGCUGGUCCUGGCUCCAGUCAUGUGUAUCCUCUCUGGUAUCGGAGUGUCCCAGGUUCUGACCACUUACAUGAAGAACCUGGAUGUCAGCCGCCCAGACAAGAAGUCCAAGAAGCAGCAGGAUUCCACCUACCCGAUCAAAAAUGAGGUUGCCAGUGGGAUGAUUCUGGUCAUGGCCUUCUUCCUCAUCACCUACACUUUCCACUCGACCUGGGUGACCAGCGAGGCCUACUCCUCUCCCUCCAUUGUCCUGUCUGCCCGUGGAGGAGAUGGCAGCCGCAUUAUUUUUGAUGAUUUCAGAGAGGCUUACUACUGGCUCCGACACAACACCCCAGAGGAUGCCAAAGUAAUGUCAUGGUGGGAUUAUGGAUACCAGAUCACUGCCAUGGCUAAUCGAACUAUUCUAGUGGACAACAACACGUGGAACAAUACUCAUAUAUCCAGAGUUGGGCAGGCUAUGGCGUCUACAGAGGAAAGAGCGUAUGAGAUUAUGAGGGAACUGGAUGUUAGCUACGUCCUGGUCAUCUUUGGAGGGCUGACAGGCUAUUCGUCUGAUGACAUUAACAAGUUCCUUUGGAUGGUGCGUAUCGGAGGAAGCACUGACACAGGAAAGCACAUUAAAGAGCAUGACUACUACACGCCCACUGGGGAGUUCAGAGUGGAUCGUGAGGGCUCUCCUGUCCUGCUCAACUGCCUCAUGUACAAGAUGUGCUACUACCGCUUCGGACAGGUCUACACAGAAGCUAAACGCCCACCUGGUUAUGACAGAGUGAGAAAUGCUGAGAUUGGAAAUAAAGAUUUUGAGCUGGAUGUUUUGGAGGAAGCUUACACUACAGAGCAUUGGCUGGUUAGGAUAUACAAGGUGAAAGACCUGGACAACCGGGGCCUGUCUAGGACAUAAAACCAUGUGACAGAACCCUUUUUAGCGCACAGCACUGAAAGCCUUCCCCUUUGAUCAGCAGAUGAAUGGAAUACUUUUUAUACUUUUUUGUUUGGGGAGGAAUUGCAUUAAUGAGAUUAGUGUUUUGUGGAUUUUGUUAUUUUGUAAUAAAUGUCAUCUGGGAUCAGAGGGAACAGGUGUGAAACGUCCUGUAAAACUAUAUGAUGGAAGAAAGCAGCAAUGUUCACUUAAAGUGCUCUGGAUUUUUACAUUGUGGUGAAAUAAAAUGGAAAAAAAUGUGACUAAAAA
Molecule: messenger RNA, 2555 nt
Organism: Periophthalmus magnuspinnatus
Lineage: Eukaryota; Metazoa; Chordata; Actinopteri; Gobiiformes; Gobiidae
Gene: stt3a
Product: STT3 oligosaccharyltransferase complex catalytic subunit A
Exons: 18
Coding region: 150-2267 (705 amino acids)
Biological process (GO): post-translational protein modification
Cellular component (GO): membrane
Molecular function (GO): dolichyl-diphosphooligosaccharide-protein glycotransferase activity
Source: RefSeq, a predicted model, not a curated record